AUGGUAGACGAAAAUGAGUUGAAAACAGAGUUGAAAACCGAAUUGAACAAGUGCAGGAAACGGUUUAAGGGAGUGGAAAAUUUUCUUCGGCGAGUCGCUUUUAAUUUAGGUAACACGCCAUCACAAACGGAAGUUAAAAUUAUUUCGUGUAUACCAAUUGAUGUAACGGACCUACAACAGAAAAUUAUUCAACUCGAACGGCAACUAGAAGAUGUUAGAAACGCAAAACAAAAUUUCAAAGAAGAUACAGUUAGUGUAACAACGGCUAGGAGCACUAAAAGUGCAAAAGAUAAUGGAAAUGAAAAUAAAAGAAGAAAUACAAAAGAAGACAUUAAGAAUGUGAAUGGAGAAAUGGUAGAAGUUAAAGAUAAAUUAAGGAAGAGUUCCAAAGGCGAAAAUAAUGCUAAAGAUUCGAAUUUACCUCCGAACGCUACAUCUGUCCAUACUGCAUUUUGCAGACAAAAUUUUUCAAGGUUACAUGGCACAACUGAUUCCACUGGAAGUGAACUCCCAGAGGAUUCUCUCACAUCACGAUUUAAUGGCUCAUCAUCCUUUCAAAAAUACUCAACUGCAUCUUCUAUGUUCCCUACAACUUCAGCUAUACCCAACGGAUACAAAUUGAAAGACAAUUCUAAAAUGACAGGAGAACAUUGGUCACCGAAAGAUCUAAGGAAUUUAUUUUCCAAAAUGAAAAAACCGCGCAAAAAUAAAACCCAUUUUGUUUAUUAUGCCCAAACUGAUCGUACGCCUUUUAAUAAUUACGAGAUGACACCUGACUCUUUAUCUAAUUAUCACGAAGUUUUAGGUCAUCACUAUUUGUCAGAAGUUAUUAAAAAGCAGUACCAACCGGUUCCUGUUAAAGAUUAUAUGUCUGACGGAAGUAAAUAUACGUCACCAAUAUGCAGGGAUGAAUAUCUGAGUCCUGAUUCCUGUCCUUACGAAACUGAUAUUUGCUCUUGUUUCCAAGGCAUGUUUUAUAAUGUUGAUAACUACUUAUUAGACAAUGAUAUGGAGCCAACACAGUUGAAGGUUAAUUAUAGUAAUAUCUACAACGACUCUAGUCUUUACGAUGUAAUCCCUGUUAAAGAAAAACAAUUUAACACUUUUGCUAAUAACAGUCCAAAAGAAAAGAAGUCUGAAAUCGUAAUGAAAUGUUGGCCUGAAACCGUUCGAGUCAAACCUCAUCCUCAACAUGUUAUUGUAAAUUAUCAUACUGAAGCUCGUUGUAAAGAAAAUCACAUAAAUACUAGAUCUCGCAGAUCAAACAAUCUUAUUAGGCAAAGGCAUAAACGUAACAAAAAACAAUUUAGAGAACAAAAAACCGGAAUGUCAUCUAAUAGUUACAGCGUUGAUUUGAGUCAAGUCUACACAAAAAUUAUACCUAAAACAAAAAACGCGCAAACAAGUGGAAUUAUAAAACAACCUUUACUUCAGCAUUCUAAGUGUUUGAAUGCACCUAUAAAUAAUGUCCAGCCACAGGUUUUGACAAAAAUAAUUGGACAAGAAAAUAAAACACAAGUGACUUUGGGCCAAAUUAAAAAUAUUUUACAGACCGUACUGACGGAAGUCAGAGAAAGUACCAUGAAAAAUGUUGAAGAAAAAACCAAAAAGGAUGCCACGGUUCAAAAAGGAUCAUCUCAAUCAAACAUGCGAGAAGGAUCUAGUCUCUUAAAUAGUUUUACAUACAGUCCUUUUAAUAUGAGUCCGUAUCCGCCGACCUGUUCAAGGCAAAUGGCUUCUAACUUAUGCUGCUACCCUGGACACUCACCCAUGCACAACUAUCCAUUAAUCAUACAAACCCCAGGUCGCCAUCUUUGCAGUAGUUGCUUCAAAAAUUCACAUUACAAGCCCACUGGAAAGACUAUGCCAACUAACAGUGAUAAAUUGAAAGAACAACGUUACAAGGAAACUGAUAAACUCAUUAGGGAGAUAUAUAAAUCAGUCGCUUUAGAUAUACCAACUAAAGACACAUCAUUGAGUGAAUACAAUAUCGCGUCAUCGAAUAAUGAAAAAGAAGCUGAUUUAAAAAUAAUAAAGAUUGAAGACAAAAAAAUUGUGGACGUAGUUUCGGAGAUUUUCCGCAAUAGAAACAUUAACACUGACACCUCAGAAUCAAACGCAGUAAGCACCACCGUUCACGACGAUUCCGUUGGCAGAAAUAGUAAAUUAAGCACUAUUCAUUCAAAUAAUACUCAGACGGAUUUUCCCAAAGAAGAUAAAAAUAUUCAAUUGUCAAUGGACACCGGAUCUGAUACCGCUGUAGAAUCCAAUCCUAAGACUGUGGAUAAAGGAGAUAAUAAGAGAAUAUUUCGUUCAGGAGAUGAUUGUGAUGAAGUUUCUAGUAGUGAAACAGACAGUGAUACUGUGGUUCCGAUGCAAAAAACUAAGGUAAAGAAAAAGACUGGUAUCUUUAGUAAAAUGAUGAACAUGUUCAACAAGAAAAAAACAGACGAUAAGAUCAAAGCUCAAAGUGAAACAGAAUCAAGCGAUUCAGACGAUUAUCAAACUGUAUAUAGUCACAAAGACGAAAAACCAAGGCGCACACAAAGACGUGUAAUCCAAAUUUCAAAACAACCACAUUCGAAAAUAGUACGACCGAAGCGUUCUAGAAACUUCGCUGAAAAUAAAAACAAACGAAAGCCUUAUAUGGAACAAGAGUACCGCAGGCGGUGGAACGAAAAAAUUAUGUUUGAAAACGAAAAAAUAAGACACUCGUCCGAACAGCCAUUUUGGUGGGAAACUACGAAACGACCUAAAUACGAGCCUAUUUAUCGUCAAAACGUCGAGGCUAGAAGCGUUUUUGUUGAGCCUGUCAUAAGUCCGAGACAUUUUGGGGCACCUCACAGAUUUACCACAUAUACAACUCCGAACGCAAUAAAUUGUAAACCAUUUAGGCCGUAUGCUGCAGACUACUUUAAUAUCCCCACUCGGCAACAUACUCAGCAACAUCCGUUUCGUAGCAUAACGAGAUUUAAUGAUGGUAUUGUGAGAACUCCAUACGUAUCCACGAAUAAUAGAGAUUUAACGAAACCGAAUUUUGAUCAAUCGGAGAAAAUCAAACCUGGCGUGGGUUUGAAAAAGUAUUAUGAGGAAAGGAAACCUUCGAAAGGGUUGUCGUGGUUGAAAAAAUAUAAUAUGGGGAUUCGCUGCGGUGAUCAAUGGAAGAAAUUCAUUCUUGAAAGUUGA
Messenger RNA from Bombyx mandarina (wild silkworm), 3186 nucleotides. RefSeq lists its product as uncharacterized. NCBI's taxonomy places the organism in Eukaryota, Metazoa, Arthropoda, Insecta, Lepidoptera, Bombycidae. The record is from RefSeq and is a predicted model, not a curated record.